AUGAAGAAGCACCACUCCGUGCAGGGCACCUUCAGCCGCCUCUUCGGCAAGAGGCACGGCGCCGCCGCCGCCACCACCUCGCUCUUCGCCACCAACCCGCCCUGGAUCUUCACCCAGGAGGUCACCUCGGACAGCGCGGGCGGCACCGGUGAUGUGAUCGAAGUGUAUUAUGGCGAUAAUCGCUUUGGGACGAUGACCGACUCUGGAACAGCAACACUCAAGCCUCGUCCGAGAGUCCGGCCGAUGCUGACUUUCUUACCCCUCAAUGCCCAGGAAUCCCAUGGGGUGGCUGUGCCAACGCCGUCAGUGCCAGAAGACUUUGAAGAAAAAGCAGCUCUUGGCCCUGGCUCCCAGAUCAAUGGGAACUACCGAAUGUACAGUUCAGUGGGGGACCUGCGCCCGCAGGCUCUUGACGGGGAUGAGCUGGAUGAAGACAUCCCUCCGCCACCAUCAGUACCCCCACCACCCCCUCCAACAGCAUGGGCCCCCACGCCACCGCCUCCAGCCUCACCAGCCCUACAGCCGCCUGAAAUGCGGCCGCCUUCACCACCACUGCCACCACCUGAGACAGUGCCGCCACCUCCUGCCAUGGCACCUCCACCACCCCCAGCCUCCACCCUGUCCUCCCCUGGCACGCUGGCCCCUCCGGACUUCAUCCCGCCGGCCCCACCGCUCUCCAAGGCCCCUGUGCUCUUCACCAACGGCAUCUCCAAGUGGAAGUCUGAGACUGUGCUGAACACGAGGCAGGCGGAUGCCGAGGGACCACUCCACACCACUGAGGCGCAGGUGCCAGCUGCCCCCAGCCCGAAGGAGAGCCUGCAGCCCCCCAAGCAGUGCCCCGAGCCCCAUCUCACCUUCCCCAGGUCCUUCAAGGUGCCCCCUCCAGCCCCAGCCCGGUCCUCCUCCAUCCCCGUGCAGGAGAACCAGCCCACCCAUCAGGAGCCCUUCACCAGGCAGACCCAUGCCCGGCCUCCCCUCCCGCCAUGCUUUACCAUAAGACCUGCGGCCAAGGCUCACGUGGGAGAAGCCAAGGAAAGAAAUCCCCCGCUGAGACAGCCCAUCACCAAGCUGGCCGUGCCGGCCCCUCCACCGCUGAGCCCCAAGCCAGGUCCAGGGAUCGUUGGCCGGUCCCCGCUGCCCAGCUCAGAGUCAGAGAAGAGUCCCCAGCCAAAAACCACCAACAAAGACUCUCCUCUGAAACCCGAAGUUCUCACUGCAAAUGACCUGGAGCUGCCUCCUCCGGAUUACCCGACCUCUGAGGAUAGCUGGAAGGAUGCCGGCAACCUGAGCAGGCUGCAGCAUGAGCUCUCGGCCCUGCUGCACUCCCCCAGGAGGGAGGAGAGGCAGCCGGAGGUGCCAGCAGCUCCCCGGCCCGCAGACGGCAGCACCAACCAUGCUGGCAACCAUGUGCCUGGCCCCAACGGGUCCCAGCUCACCGGGCCUCCCAGGAAGGCUUCGCCAUUACCCACAGGAGGGGAGACUGAGAGGAAGGAGGGGCCCGGCAGCCCCCCCAGUGAGGCACAACCAGCUCCCGAGAGCAACCCGGCCGUGCAGACCCACAGUGUGAUGAAAAUCAGGAACGAGCUGGAAGCGGUGUUCUCCCUGAAGAAAGAAAGAAAGCCUGCCCUGGGGCUCACUGGCCAGAAGCAGGGCCCCGAGAAUGGCAGCAGCACCCCACGUUUGCGGCCGAGCCCCUCUGACCCGGGUGAUGCAGUGCUGCCAAAACCAGCCCCGAGCCUGCUCCCAGCCCCAGUGGUGGCUGCUGCUGUUGCAGAGGAGACGACAAGGCAGGAGGAACAUCCCGUUCCUGUCACCCCUGCUGCUAACAAAGCCAUGGAGAGCUCGACCACUGCUCCCCAGUCCCCUGACAGCAGUGUGAGCGCCCCAGGCCCGCCUCAGAAGCCAGAGGAGGAGCCCCCUGCUCCCGCUGCCCCAUCGCCCCCCAUUUCCCCAGCACCGCACCCUGGUGCUGCCAUCUUCCAGUACAAAGUGCACCGGGCCGGGGCUGGCUCGGCCGAGCCUCCCUGCCCCACAAACUCAUCCGGCAGCUCCCCGGGAGCCUCGGGCCCGGGGGAGGAGGAGGUGCUGAUCCACCCCGUGACGGGUGAGCGGGUGGAGCGGGGCUCCCCCAUGGCACUGCUGCUGGCGGCCCGGCAGCGUGCGCAGCGGGGCCGGCCGGGCAGCGAGGUGGGGGGCCCACCGCGGGCAAAGCCACCCCCCAAACUCGGCAGUGCCGCGUCGGACACCACCUCCACCACCAGCUUCUACCGCCACGAGUCCAGGCCCUACUCCUUCACUGUGGUGCCCCGGCCUCUGUCAGGGACAGGACAGAGCAAGCUGCCAUCCUUCUCCAGUUCCUCGGAGCAGGGAUGGGUGGCGGGCGAGGGGCAGCCCCCCGGGCACCAGCGGGCCACUGCCUCCAGCCUGCUGCGGGGCCUCCUGGAGUCGGGUCAGCCAAAACGCCCCGAGCCCCCCAGCUCUGCCAUGCCCAGGGAGGACGAGGAGGAGGAGAAGAACGGGGAGAUGACACUGGACUACGCCAUCAUCCCGCCACCCCCUGAGUUCAGCAACGAGGCAGAUGAGGCUGACAGGAUCCCCCAGAGCCAGGAGGGGAACCGCAAGUGCCCCAGCUUCCCCGACUGCAGCCGGGGCUCGGAGGCACCACGGUACUUCAGGUGGCCCGGCUACGGCCGUGGCUACAACUACGGGAACAGACAGGAUCCCUUGGAGCAGAGCAGGAGGAACAGCGACCUGACACCCCACUAUCCAGAUUACAGUGGCUCUGCUGGUUACUUCGGCCGUGGUCCAAACAGCCGCCCACUCAUCAAAAAGCGGCUCUACGUCUCUGAGCCUGAACGCUCCUACCCCAGAGCAGCUGCCCGGGGCGCGGGCGCGCUCUCAUCCUAUGGCCCUGGGGCAUACAGCUCCUCGGCUGGGGAGGGGGCCCGCCGCCUGGGCUCUGCCCACCGGAAUGGCCCCGCCAGCACGCAGGGCAGGCGGACAUCCAUCGAUUCGGCUGGGAAAGCCGGGCCGUACAGCAGUGCUGACACCAAGUACAAGGCGCAGAAUGGGGAUUUCUCGGCAGCCGGCAGACCUGCCCACGGCAGCUCACAGUACAGCGGACCCACCAACACCUUCACAGUCAGACCCGGGACACGGCAGCCUAUCUCCUAUGCCUACCAGAGUGGUCACCGAUAG
Messenger RNA from Cygnus atratus (black swan), 3198 nucleotides. It is a transcript of the gene C24H6orf132, whose product is annotated as chromosome 24 C6orf132 homolog. The record is from RefSeq and is a predicted model, not a curated record. The coding region runs from base 1 to 3198 and encodes 1065 amino acids. The transcript has 5 exons. NCBI's taxonomy places the organism in Eukaryota, Metazoa, Chordata, Aves, Anseriformes, Anatidae.